UAUAUAUUCACAGAGAAAAGCUGCUACCACGAUAUAUAACCACUCAUAAUCUAUCACAAAUAUAAAAACCAAUGUCUUCAUCACAGGUAAACCUAGAAGACUUUCGAAUUCCACUUGAGGCGAUCAUUCGAGCCACAAAAGACUUCAGUAGAAAAAAUCAGGUCGGUGAAGGUGGAUUUGGUACCGUGUACAGAGGACAAGUCUCUGAACACCCGAAAAAAUACUUAGUAGCAAUCAAACGCCUUGAUCCGAAAGCUUAUCAAGGAACCAACCAGUUCACUAAAGAAGUCAACUUGGUUUCAAGUUUUAAUCAUCCAAACAUCAUCCCAUUCGUUGGCUACUGUGACGAUGCAAACGAAAAAAUUAUAGUUUUCAAGUAUGCUAGUAACAGUAGCCUUGAACAAAACCUCUGCGACCCAGAGAAGAGACGUUGUCUAACAUGGGAACAACGCCUUAAGAUAUGUUUGGGGGCAGCAAGAGGAAUCAAGUACCUUCACUCGGGUGUUGGGGAGCACAGCAGAGUAAUUCAUAGAGAUUUGAAGAGUGCAAAUAUUUUGUUAGAUGAAAAUAUGGAAGCCAAUAUAUGUGAUUUUGGUUUGUCAAGACGAAGUCCAAGAAAUCAGCAAGAUACCCGCGUCUGUACAAGGCCUUGUGGUACAAGCUUUUACAUGGAUCCGGUUUACAAGGAAAGAGGUACGCUCUCAAAAGAGUCCGACAUAUAUUCAUUUGGAGUGAUAAUGUUUGAAGUGUCGAGUGGGAUGAUGGCUUAUAAUGAAUGGCGCUUUGAAGAUACUAAGGAACUAUAUCUGAUUGGCCACGUCCGAAGCUACUAUGACGAUGGUGGACUAGUUGAUGGACUUGACAGGUUAAUAGAUUCCACUAUCAAAGAUCAGAUUGAUAUGAGUUCCUUUGAAAAAUUUAAUAAAAUUGCACAUGAGUGCAUUAACUUGGACGUAAGCAAACGCCCUACGGUGGAUAGGAUCAUCAAUACAAUUGUGGAAGCAUUGAAUAUUCAAAAAAUCAUUGCGAGAGCGGUUUCUCCCCUCGAUUUUGGCUCUAUAAAUCAACUUUACUUCUGCUUAUCGAACACACAUAUCCUCCUGGAUCGUGGCUAUCUGAGCUUCCAGCUAGAUAAGGAGAGUGGGAAAAAGUGCUAUAUGUUGGGCGGAAAGGAGCUAUACAUUGCAUUGCAAGAUGAUAACGAAUACCGGAAAUGGGGACACAUAGCUGAAUCAAGGUUUGCAGAGGUGUGCAUACUUAAAAAGGUAUGCUGGCUUGAAAUCCGUGGCAAAAUAGCAUCGGUAAUGUUGUCACAAAACAACACAUAUGUAGUGUAUCUUGUCUAUCAAACUACUAGCGAUUCCCACGGACAUUCUGUGCCAGCUACAACAAUGGUGAGUUUUUGUGGGAUAGGAAUGGUGACUGAAAAUGUGUAUCUUCAAAAAUCAGAGGCUAGUGAAAUAUGGAAAGAAAACUAUGUGUUUCCUCAAAGGAGAAAGGAUGGGUGGAUGGAGAUCAAGUUGGGAGAAUUUGAGUACAAUGAUGGAGAUAAUGGGGAGGUUGAGAUGGCGUAUGUGGAGAACAAUUGGGGACACUGGAAGAAGGGUCUUAUCGUGGAGGGUAUCGAGCUUCGGCCUAAAUAAGUAGAUGUGAUAAUUUUUGUUUGAACAAGUACAUCUAACUAUCAAA
Molecule: messenger RNA, 1689 nt
Organism: Lactuca virosa
Lineage: Eukaryota; Viridiplantae; Streptophyta; Magnoliopsida; Asterales; Asteraceae
Source: the annotation of a GenBank genome assembly